GGCGGGGUCAAGCGGGGGCUGGCGGCGGCCGGGCGGGGGUGAUGGGAGCGGCCGGCGGGGACGGCGGGCCGUGAGGGGAGCGGCGGCCACCCCUCCCUCCUGCCGGCAGGUUGAUUCUGCUUUAGAAUAAUGGCAGGAAAAGUGAAAUGGGUAACUGACAUAGAAAAGUCUGUUCUGAUAAACAACUUUGAAAAAAGAGGCUGGAUUCAGGUGGCAGAAAAUGAAGACUGGAAUUUUUAUUGGAUGAGUGUACAAACAAUCAGAAAUGUUUUCAGUGUGGAAACUGGUUACCGCCUCUCUGAUGACCAAAUUGUCAAUCAUUUCCCAAACCACUAUGAACUGACCAGAAAAGAUUUGAUGGUAAAGAAUAUCAAGCGCUACAGAAAAGAACUUGAGAAAGAAGGAAGUCCUCUUGCAGAAAAGGAUGAAAAUGGGAAAUAUAUUUAUUUGGAUUUUGUUCCUGUUACUUUUAUGCUUCCUGCCGAUUAUAAUCUCUUUGUUGAAGAAUUCAGAAAAAAUCCCUCCAGCACUUGGAUUAUGAAACCUUGUGGCAAAGCUCAAGGAAAAGGAAUAUUUCUAAUCAACAAACUCUCCCAAAUUAAAAAAUGGUCUCGAGAUAGCAAAACAUCUUCGUUUGUAUCUCAGUCUUCCAAAGAAGCCUAUGUGAUUUCUCUUUACAUCAACAAUCCAUUACUUAUUGGUGGAAAGAAAUUUGAUCUUCGUCUAUAUGUUUUAGUAUCUACGUAUCGUCCACUGAGAUGUUACAUGUAUAAACUUGGAUUUUGCCGGUUUUGCACAGUAAAAUAUACACCAAGUACAAGUGAAUUGGAUAACAUGUUUGUACAUCUUACAAAUGUUGCCAUUCAGAAACAUGGGGAUGAUUACAAUCAUAUCCAUGGAGGCAAGUGGACAGUGAGUAACUUACGACUGUAUCUGGAGAGCACCCGUGGAAAGGAAGUCACAAACAAAUUAUUUGAUGAAAUUCACUGGAUAAUUGUGCAGUCACUGAAGGCUGUUGCACCUGUUAUGAAUAAUGAUAAACACUGCUUUGAGUGCUAUGGAUAUGACAUUAUCAUUGAUGACAAGCUUAAACCAUGGCUAAUUGAGGUUAAUGCUUCCCCUUCUCUUACUUCCAGUACUGCUAAUGAUCGCAUCUUGAAGUAUAAUCUUAUUAAUGACACACUUAACAUUGCUGUGCCUAAUGGGGAAAUUCCAGACUGUAAAUGGAAUAAAUCUCCACCAAAAGAGGUUCUUGGGAAUUAUGAAGUCUUAUAUGAUGAAGAGAUGGCGCAAAGUGAUGGGCCUGAUCGUGACUUGCGAAGUCGUUCUGGCCAGUCCAGUGGAGUAAAAGGAAAUCGUGCAAGAGAUUCAGGAAAGCCUGUACUAACCACCUGGAAGUGAUAACAGAACAAACAGCUGCACUCUUGGUAGGAAGACAUCGUGAACAAAAAUGCAGUUUUGAACAUAUUCCUCUAUUUUGCUGCGUUGCAUGUGGGAAAUAUUAAAAGAGGGCAAUACAGCCUUUGAAAAGAAGUGAAAUAAACAGUCUAAAACCAGGAACUGUACUAGACAUACACUGACUUGAUGAUUAUUACAAUAAUUUAUAUAAUAUGUAUAUAUAAUUAUUUUAUAUACAUAUACUUUGCAUAAACUAAUGUUCUCUCAGUAAUGAUUAUUUAUAAAGAUGACAACUUUAUACUUUCUUUAUAAAGAUGACAACUCAAAAUAUGCUUUCUGAAAGAAAUGCCUUGCUGUUGUGGAUGUUAUUUAUUUCCUAUAGUAGCCUAUCCCUAAGCCCCUAUAAUAAAUGAGCUGUGGAUUCUGUAAAAGUGUUGUAGUGGUGAGUGUUAAUAUUGUCACAAUGAUUGUUCAGAUUCUUGCUAGUAAAAGAAGAGCAACUAGAAGAAAUACCAAUGCAUGGAGUUGAGGCUAUUGUCAGUUAAUGCAGCUAAUGAUUUAUAACCAGUAUUAAGAAGUAGAAAAGCAGCUCUUUAUAUGCUGAGGGUUUGGGGUUUUUUUAAUUUCAUUUAAGUGCUUUGAGCUGCUAACUCUUUAAAGGUAGAAAUAUUCUUGGACUGAAGGGAGUGUUUCAAAUGGUAUUUUGAUGCAUUAUUUCAUUAGCCAUUUUUAUUUCAAGAUAAUGCAUGUCUGUGGAAAAACAGACAGAACAACUACAUACUGUAAUAAAUCUUGUUGCUUGAAGCUGAUGAUAAAUCCUUAUUUGCACCAGAAUCUCUUUGAGUAUUUAUGUAUGUAUAUAGGAAGUACAUUAUCUGUAUAUUUUUGUAUAUUUUUUGUGCACUAUAACAAAAAUAUUGUUGCACGUGGUAAGCUAUUUCUGGUAGCUCUGAUUAUUACAAAAGUUGUGAUGAUUACCUACCAAAAUGUAUAGAGCAAAAGUUAAAAAUAGGUAUUUCAGUCUUCUAACAGCAUAGCAUAUAAAUAAACUAGUUGGGUCUGUGAUUGGCUGUUGCUUCCACUUGCAUUUCCACCAGUUAUUGGGCGGUUAUUUAUAAAUGUCGAUGUGUAGUUUUGGUCGUCUUUAUUCUCCUUCCCCCUCCCCCCUUUUUAUGGUUUUUUUUUUUUUUUUUUGGAUGGUGGAGUAUUGUGAGAAAGAAGAUGAAGGGAGAGAAAGAUGAAGGAGGCUGAGAGUUGCAAAUGUCCAUGUAACCAUAAUACACUCUAAUCUGGAUGCCACUACUGCAGUGAUACUCAGUCUGCCUGCCACAGCGGGUUACGUGCUUUGCCCUCCUAUGUGGCAGGCCACUAAAAGUGUAUGCAAAGUGAACUUUAACCUCUCCCAAAAGUUUAGAGUUUCUUGAAAGCGUAAAACAGAUCACCUGCACCACAGAAAAUGUCAGUCCUUUUCCUGCUUUUGAAGGUCCUUCUAGAAGAGGGCAGCUGGUCACAAACUGCGGCCUUUGGGACAGUUGGUGCUGAUGACUCUCAGUCUGAACAGAAUCCGGCAAGAGCAGUUUUGGGCUCCCAAGGGAGGGCAGAUGUGGGCUGGGCUGACCAAUAUCCUUACACGUGAUCUGGGAUUCAUCCUUGAAGUAAAGAAUGAAGUACGUAGACUGCAUGAGUCACUCCCAAGUGUAAUCCUCAUCUUGGUUAAUCUUGUAUAUUCCAUUAAAAUAAAGACCAAAAUCCAACUGAUUCUCUGGUCAUGAGACUUGAAUCUUCUCACUGGCCUCUAGAAAAGCACAUUCAAGUUGGCUCUUGAAAUAAGGCUAAGAAAAGAUGAUUACUGCAGCAUAGCAAAGCUCCUCUAAAUUCCAGGUCUCAUAGUUGUUGGGGCUGGGGUUUUGUGUUUGGUUCGUUGGUGGUUGGUUGUUUUUUUUUCAGUUUUGAAGUGUGAGUCUUGCUUGUGUACUUGAACCUUGAUACCUGUGCUACUCUUAGGUAGAUGUGUGGUCAGAUAUCAAGGGUUGUUGUAAUGAUGUGAUAUUUAGUGGGCAGAUGUUUCCGGCUUUACCCCCAGCUGCCUGUUGGGGGUAAAGUAGGAAGUAGCGUCAGCCUUAGGAACUGUGAGACUGUAGUAAAUAGUAUUUUGUAGUAUGGCUAUAUUCCUUAGAGAGGUAACACAACAAGGAUACUUGGACAGAAGAAAAAUGCAGCUUUCUCUCACUUUAGUUUCCACGGCUUAUAAUUCAUUUCUUUAUUAGCUUGGACAAAGGAGGUUAUUGUAGUCUUGUUCUGUCAUAACAGCAGCACUAGCAAGGAUGGCUACAAUGGAAUGAUUACUUCUUCCCUUUAGCUUCUUCCCUGUUCAUGCAGCCUACACUGGUGGGACUUUAUAGGGAAGAGGUAUGGUGAGAAAUGCAGAUGCUGGUAAAAAAAAGUCAACUUCCCACUGUUGUAUCUGGAAGUCAUAACAUAUCUGAGCUGCAGUGACUUUCGGUGUCCCUUUUGUGAAGGCUUAUUGUAAAAGCAAAACCACACCUGGGUUUUUAGGCUUUAUUGCUGUAGAAGGCCUUGGAGACUUAAUUCAGGGGCCACUUUUAGCUAUAAUUUCACCAUGAAGCAAAACUGAUGGUUGCGUCUAAAUAGUUUUGUUCUUCCAAACUUGUUUGUAGGUGGUGCUCUGUGUUGGCAACGGUGUCUUCUCAGGUAGGCAGUGAAUUGAAUCAGGGCCUGCAGAACGCAUUGACAAGACAGAAUUGGAAUGGCAUUACCUGUAAUACUACUAAGAUUGAAUGUUUUAAUUGUUUGGGUGUUCUCUAAUGGCUUGGAAAGGGUCAACUCAUUUGAGCUUGCACUCUUAUUACUCAGUAUAAUAAUGCACGUCUUCCAGUCCUGACUUCUGAAAAAUUGUCACCAUGUUAGAUCAGAGAAAGUCUUACUAUUGCUUUCAAAGAAUAAGGAUUUCUGUCCCAGUGUGUAGCAGAUAUAUUUCAUUCACAUAUAGUAUUUGGAGAGCAGUAUUUUGUAUGGAAAAUAUUUUUGUUGCAGAGCUAUGAAUUUGGAACAAGCAAAUCCUUCUCUCUGGUCU
Chroicocephalus ridibundus (black-headed gull) is the source of this 4492-nucleotide messenger RNA. RefSeq names its product TTL family tubulin polyglutamylase complex subunit L1 (gene TTLL1). Gene Ontology annotation, cellular component: cilium. Gene Ontology annotation, molecular function: tubulin binding; tubulin-glutamic acid ligase activity. Bases 130 to 1401 code for a protein of 423 amino acids. The record is from RefSeq and is a predicted model, not a curated record. NCBI's taxonomy places the organism in Eukaryota, Metazoa, Chordata, Aves, Charadriiformes, Laridae. Gene Ontology annotation, biological process: protein polyglutamylation; microtubule cytoskeleton organization. The transcript has 10 exons.